Molecule: messenger RNA, 540 nt
Organism: Caenorhabditis briggsae
Lineage: Eukaryota; Metazoa; Nematoda; Chromadorea; Rhabditida; Rhabditidae
Gene: Cbr-dct-5
Product: Protein CBR-DCT-5
Exons: 5
Coding region: 1-540 (179 amino acids)
Source: RefSeq, a predicted model, not a curated record
AUGGGAAUUUUCCUGGGACUUGUAGACAGUUCAAGUCCAAAAUCAAGCACUUCUUGCUCUCUGAUGACUAGUUGUGCCGUUGAAAAGUGUUUGAAUAAAGAUAUGGUACGAAAGAUUGUGAUAGAAUCUUCGAGAGAGGAAGUGUUUGGAAAUCUAGUCGAGAAAUUUGAUAUGGUUUGCAUUGCUGCCAAAUGUGGAAAUGAGUGUUCUCAAUGCAAGCAUUGUCAUUACGCUUUGGAGCAAAUGAGUGCUUUGGCUCAGGGAGAAAAGACUUCUGGACUGUGCCCAAAACUCGAAACCUGUGUAUUCAACUGCCUCACUGAAGACGUCUCAAAAGUUCUUUCUUGCGUUGCCACUAGAUGCAAUGUUCACUGUUACGAUGGAGACUGCCCAUCGUGUAAAAUGAUCUCCAGACGCAUUUUUUCCACAAUUUGCAAGCAACAUUCAAUGACAUCUCAACCACAAAUCAAAUACGAAGGAACUUGUCCAAAUCUCUUCAUGGAACUCGCUGAUCAUUAUGUGGCCAAAAAGAAGUUGUAA